AUGUUUACUUAUUAUUGCUGCUAUCUGUCUAUCUAUUUAUCUGUCUACAUGUCUAUCUCUAUCUCUCUCUCCCUCUCUUUCUCUCUCUCUCUCUCUCUAUCUAUCUAUCUAUUUCUAUUUCUCCUCCUUCCUCUUUAUCUAUGUACUUAUCUAUUUGCUUCUUUUCCUCUCUCUAUAUCUAUCUACCUACUUAUCUAUCAAUCUGUUUCUCUCUCCCCCUCUCUCUUUAUUUACCUGUCUCUCUCUCCCCUUCUCUCUCUCUCUCUCUAUCUAUCUAUCUAUCUAUCUAUCUAUCUAUCUAUCUAUCUAUCUAUCUAUCUAUCUAUCUAUCUAUUUCUCUUUCUCCACCUCCCUUAUUAUCUAUCUAUGUACUUAUGUAUCUAUUUGUUUCUAUCUAUCUAUCUAUCUAUCUAUCUAUCUAUCUAUCUAUCUAUCUAUCUGUUUCUCUUUCUCCCCCUCCCUCUUUAUCUAUCUAUAUACUUAUCUAUCUAUCUAUCUAUCUAUAAAUAUAUAUAUAUAUUCUUAAGAAUAGAAAGAAAUGACUUUCUUUCAAUUUUUCCCUUCGAUUUUUUCCAUCUAUUUAUCUGUCUACCUACUAACAGCUAUAACCUCUCCCUUCUUUCUUUCUUUCUUUCUAUCUAUCUAUCUAUCUAUCUAUCUAUCUAUCUAUCUAUCUAUCUAUCUAUCUAUCUAUCUAUCACUGAAUGA
This is a messenger RNA of Acanthosepion pharaonis, 708 nucleotides long. The record is from the annotation of a GenBank genome assembly. Lineage: Eukaryota; Metazoa; Mollusca; Cephalopoda; Sepiida; Sepiidae.